Sceloporus undulatus (fence lizard) is the source of this 1968-nucleotide messenger RNA. RefSeq names its product NHL repeat containing 3 (gene NHLRC3). The transcript is spliced from 7 exons. Gene Ontology annotation, biological process: protein polyubiquitination; proteasome-mediated ubiquitin-dependent protein catabolic process; negative regulation of translation. The record is from RefSeq and is a predicted model, not a curated record. Gene Ontology annotation, molecular function: ubiquitin protein ligase activity; translation repressor activity; protein binding. Bases 34 to 1068 code for a protein of 344 amino acids. Lineage: Eukaryota; Metazoa; Chordata; Lepidosauria; Squamata; Phrynosomatidae.
UGUUGCUGCUGCUACUGCUGUGUUUACCUUGAGAUGGGGGUCUCUGGGCUGAAGCUGGUGGCUGUCCUUGGAGGGGCCUCUCUGCUGUUGGGGCUCCUGGCCUGCUACAAGGCUGGCUCUGAGCCUCAGGUAUUCAACCAAUUGAAUUUCCAGUCUUUUCGGAGAAGAGAUAAGCCUCUUUACAAGCUUGACAUAAACUGGCCUAAAUCCCCAGAAAAACUGACAGGUCAAACAUUUUGUGUUGCUGUUGACCACAUCAAAGAAUUAGUUUACAUUGGGCAGAGAGGUGGUGAUGAUGUGCCAAAGGUUGUGGUGUAUGACGAGGAAGGCUAUUUCUUAAAAGCAUGGAAUACUACCAUUGAAAUGCCCCAUGGCAUGUUUGCACUGAACACACUCAAUGCAAGUUCCAUUUGGAUCACAGAUGUUGGAACUGGUGAGAAUGGACACACAGUUAAACAAUACAGCCCCUCGGGAGAAUUACUUCAAGUCAUAGGUACGCCGGGGAAAGCAGGUUCUGGGACAAACCCCUUGCAGUUUGACCAGCCAGCAGAGAUUUUUGUUGAAGAAACAGGUGACAUAUACAUUGUGGAUGGUGAUGGGGGUAUGAACAACCGCCUGCUCAAAGUCACCCCAGAUUUAAAGACUCUAUGGCUGCAUGGGGAAGAGGGUUCUGCCAUUACACAAUUCAGGAUUCCACACAGUGUAACAGUGGAUUCGGUUGGACGGGUGUGGGUUGCUGACAGAGCCAACCAGCGGAUCCAGGUUUUUGACAAAAUCACAGGAGAAUGGUUGGGCUCUUGGAGCAGCUGCUUCACACAAGAUGGUCCUUACUCAGUCAGGUUGACUCCUGAUGGGAAGUAUGUAAUCGUGCUCCAUCUAAAUAUUGGCACGAUAUCAAUCUUGGCUGCUCCACCAAUCGGAUUAAUUGGAGAUUGUGUUGUAGUAGACACAAUUCAACUAGCCAACAAAGUCAAGCCCCAUCUUAUGGAUAUCAACAAACAAACUGGAGCUAUUUAUGUGGCAGAAAUUGGAGCUCAGCAAGUACAGAGAUAUGUGCCUCUAAACUAAUAACUUCACAAGCAAGUUCUGGAAUGUUUUUCUCCAAUCGGAUUGCCUUCAACUGUACAAGAUGGGGUCCCUUGGAUUAAUCUGAAGUGCACUUUAAUUUUACUUUCCAAGCCUAUCUCAGGGACUUAAUUGUUUUGUUUUGGCUAUGUAUUUUAGAUUACUGUUCAAUUGUUUCUCCUUACAGAUGACUCCUUCAGAAUACCUCUUUAGUAUAACUGCAAGAUUUAAUCUGUAAGUAACUUCUUAAGAGGAUCAGAACUUUGGUUCAUUGUAGCUGAUUUUUUUGUUUGUUUGUUUGGUUUAAUGGUCAGCCAAGUACCCGCACCGUUACGUUCUUGUGAAUGGGCACAAACAGAUUAGUCUUGCCUGUAUUAACAAAGGCAAGAGUGACAAUUUUCCACAAUUUGAGUUAUGUCAUUUUCUAUUUGAACAAGUAAAAUAAUCUAAUAAAACCCUAUUCUAGGGAGGCUAAAUUAGCUUCCAUAAAAAGCAGGAUUGUUUUGGUGGUAGUCCCAAUGUCCUGGAAUUACCGUGUUAGUACUGCCUCUCCCUGCUAUCCUUUUAGAAGAAGGUUAAAACCUUCCUUUUUCAAUCAGUGAGUUAUUUUAUAUACUAUUGAGAGAUCGAUAUACGUAGCGGUAUAAUAUAUAUAGUGCUCUAGGAUUACUUGCUUUCUGAUGUUUUGGAAAAUGACAGGAAAAUUCAACGUUUGUGCUUACCAGUCCCUAUCUACAUGCUGCAACUGUUGCAAAUUUGCAACACGGAUGUUAUUUACAUUAACACUUUUGUAUGGUUUAUAAGAUCUUAAAAUGUUUUUAAUUUUUCUGGAUUUUAUUUGUGAAUCAUCAAAUGCAAACUGGUAUGUAAAUAUAGAGAAAAAGACCCUGUUUUGGAAAUUAA